ACAACCAUACAUUAAUGUUUCAUAUGAUGUUCUCUCAUGAAUAAGACGGUUGACUCUUACAGAUGGCGGUGAACUGCACGAACAUGAAUGUUAAAAAAAGACCUUUCUUAUCUUAUCUUCUCCUUAUUUGUUGCUUAUCUUAACGGUAAGUGAAACUGCAUUUGGAUGAACUCAAAAGUUGUGGCAUAAGAUGAGCCAAAUGUUGUUGAACUCCUUGUACAAAUUUUUGUAUAUAAGUUGGAAGAUCAAUGAAAAGAAGCAAGGAAUUCUCUUUUCCUCCCAUUUUAUCGGCUCUAUUUCCCCUCUCGCUCUCUUUGCCCAAAUUGUUUCUUUCUCUUCUCGAUCUGGUUCAGUGCACGUCCAGUCUCUUUCACAAGUCUUCUUCACAUGGUAUCAGAGCAUGGAGAGAAGAAAUUUGGCUGCUCCUGAAGUCUGAAGGUGUCAUCUACCACCUUGACUGCCUGGUCAUCAACACCUUCAUCUUCAUCGGCACCCUCUGCAGAUGGGUUCGCUCCAAUAUCUACAUCAACUGUUUUUUCAACCUCCCACAGAAUCCCGUUCUGGACCUCAGUGUAUGGGAAUGAAUCAGAGAGGAGCUCGCCCCCGGUGAGCAAAUCCUGGUAGACCAACAUCGUUGCAGACAGCGACACCCUAGUGAUCCGCCAAAAUCGUAUCGAGAAGAAUGUUUUCCUGCCCAAUCUCGCCUAAACUGAGAUGACUUCGCAUCCAAGAGAAUGUGAAAAUCAGAGCUCGUUCAUCUGCUAUACUUCCUUCUCCUUCUGAAAAUCAGCGUCUGAUGGAGCCGUUUGGGUUUACUCUCCUUCUCCACCGCCUCAAUUGCGUUCUUUUGCACGAGAAACCUGUAGAGCUUGACGAGGAGCGUCAGCAUCAUCAACGUCAACAGAAAGAUUUGGUUUCUUCUCUGAUUUUAGACAGAGUUUUUCCAGCGAAGGAAAGAGGGAGGAAAUAGAAUUUGGGGCUAUCGGACUGUAAUUUUUUGAGGGGCGCUUUGAACUCUUUUUCUGAUUGCUAUAAGGUGAGAAUGAUGGUGAUAUUCUGACAUCACUGUUUUUUUUCUGCCCCUUGAACAUGAGCAUCGAAGCGUCCUGGUAGAAAUUCGCGAGGCCUGCUCUGUUCGCACGCCUUCGCCACCGAGUCAAGAUUCAUCGAUGAAGAUCUUUCAUCCAUUCCCCUCUAGGUCCUGCAACUAUGACUUCUCUAUUUUCUAAGGAAGGAGGAAGACGUCUACUGCUAAUCGAGGGACAUCCCCAGCAGAGAGUAUCAAGAGCUAAGGCCAGGCGUAAAGCCUGCUACAGUUACUGAAAUCCGUGUUCAGACGAGAAGAAGCCGCUGCAUCAAGGACGCCUCUGUAGCCUCUGUCGCUUCAUCGGAAACUAGCAGUCGCCGGAUCUUCUAAAUUUCUGUCGUUUUUCCUGUGGCAAUUCUCUUCUCCUGCCACUACUCUGUUUUUUUUCAGUCAUUAAGGAGCAGUCAUGGCGUCGACAGCAAAGGAUAUUGGCAGGCCGGAAGAUACUAAUGGCUAUGAAAGUUCUCAGGUGAUAUCUCCUAACUUUCGCCCAUCACUUGUUGCAGCUACCAUUCAUAAUCAAAGGCUGGUGGACCCCAUGCGAGCGAUGGUACUAGUUUCUUUGAUAGAAACGGUCAAUCUUUCAAGGAAGUUGUACCCUCAUUCACUAUGGAUGAGUAUCAUAAACUCUUAUCACUUGUUAGAACUCCCUCUGCCUUUAUCAAUUUCGCAGGAUCUAGCGUCGAGGACGACGCUUGGUCAGGAGAAAGAAAAAGAAGACAUAUAUGAACUCGAUCCAGUGACUUCAUCCACAAGCUGCUUUACUGUGUUAUAUUCCCAAAAUCUCUAGCACAGGCGGUUCAGUCAUCUUUCUCUUUCUGGUCUUAAACUUGUUGAUUCUUAUGUAGGUUUGAAUUGCGAUUUGAAUAAGGAAAUUUGUUGUGAUGCUUGUCAUCGCGUAAAGCAAACUCGUUUGAAGUUUGAUUUAAGUAGUAUUGAAACAUCAAAGCUUUUUGAAUUAAUACACUAUGAUAUUUGGGGGCCGUAUACUCAGUCCACCCUUACUGGAGCACAUUAUUUUUUAAGUAUAGUUGAUGACUAUACAAGAUCUACAUGUGUUUUUCUAAUGAGACAUAAACAUGAAACAUUUCAUCUCAUGAAAAUUUUUUUUGCCAUGAUUAAAAAUCAGUUUGGAGUCUGUAUUAAUAAUGUGCGCUUAGAUAAUGGGUCUGAAUUUUUUUCAUAUGAGAUAAAAUCUUUUUUUCAAAUGCAAGACACUUUACAACACAAUUGUGUCGCUACUCUACAACAGAAUGGAGUAGUAGAGCGAAAACAUCGACAUCUUUUAGAAAUUGCUAGAGCUUUGCGUUUUGAUGCAAAUUUACCAAAACGUUUUUGGGGAAAGUGUGUUUUGACAGCAACUUACUUAAUCAAUCGCAUCCCAACUCCAGUUUUGAAAGGAAAGUUACCAUUUGAAAAAUUGUUUAACAAAAGACCAAACUUCAAGCAUUUGCGUAUUUUUGGAUCACUUUGUUA
Molecule: messenger RNA, 2563 nt
Organism: Nymphaea colorata (pocket water lily)
Lineage: Eukaryota; Viridiplantae; Streptophyta; Magnoliopsida; Nymphaeales; Nymphaeaceae
Exons: 2
Coding region: 1494-1877 (127 amino acids)
Source: RefSeq, a predicted model, not a curated record